Phalaenopsis equestris is the source of this 672-nucleotide messenger RNA. RefSeq lists its product as uncharacterized. The coding region runs from base 300 to 653 and encodes 117 amino acids. The record is from RefSeq and is a predicted model, not a curated record. The transcript is spliced from 2 exons. Lineage: Eukaryota; Viridiplantae; Streptophyta; Magnoliopsida; Asparagales; Orchidaceae.
UGCAACCGGCAGAGCUGACUAGCAGCAAAACUGAUCCAGAUGGGCAUUGUAACCAGCAGAUGCUACACCAAGCACUUGAUAGAUCUCAGCGAGCUAAGGGCCAGAAUCUCUCUUCUGGAAUCCGAGAACCAGCACAGGGAAGCGGGGUUCUCAUCUGAAAUGAGGAAGCAGAGGGAGGUGGUGGCCGAGUUGGAAGAAAGGUGAAGGAAGAGACGGACAAGGUGACGAGGUCGAAGGCGGAAGCCAUUGGUGGUUGUGGAUGCCAUGGCUGGCAUCUCCAUAAGGAUUAUUUUGAAUAUAUGCAGGAAGAGCAGAGGAGGGAGGAGGCAACGGUGAAGUGGAAGCAGCUCUACCUUGCUAUAAAGAUUGAGCUUGAUGAUCUCAUUCGGAGGACAAGAGAAGGAGAUAGGUACUGCUGCCGAGCUAAAGGACUUACAGCGCAGGGACUACUGAGAGAGUUGAAGGCUAAAAAUGAGGCUUUAGAAGCUUUCGGAACAAAGUUUGCGGCCAUGAAAAAGGAAGGAGCAAGAAGAGAGAGGGAGAUUGACAUACUGAGGCAGAGUCUUAGGAUUCUAACCAGCUCCAUGGGAACUAGAGGGAGGAGAAGCAUGAAAAACGCAAAUUCAUAUAUAACUGUAGAAGCGUAUUUGUAAAAUUGAUGAAUAGUGCAAA